GCUGUGAAACAUGGCGGAGGUCAGGCAGUGUCUGGGAAGAGGAGCGCAGGACGUUGCAGUCAAAGUGUACAGCGGCUGCCUCCUGGAGAGCCACAACAAACACGGGAUAAGUGUGGUGCAUCAUGCCUCCUGUCUAUCGGCCGGGGCUCUGCAGGAUGACACUAAACACUGCGACCGCAGCAGAGCGGGGAAGUCGGCCGGCGGAGUCUGCCAGGACGGUUACACAAGGUUGCAGCGAGUUGAUCCUGAUUCAGAACAUGGAAAAGUCGUGCAAAAUGACCACAGUCGUGGGCUUGGAAAGCAGUCCCUGAUAAGCCAGCGUCGACUCCAGCUUCUACACAGCAGUGCUGCUCGAUACCGAAACAGCGCCAGGUUUUCUCGGACUCCGUCCAGCUCCUCCAGAUGUGCCGCACAGCUGGACCGGGCUGUUUUUAUCAGGUGGUACAGCGGCCACGGGACCAGAGCCGAGCCUCUUUACAAGACCAAAACAGGCUACUACGACGUCCUGGAGGUGUCUCCCUCGGCCACUCACGCCCAGAUCAAAACGGCCUAUUACAAGCAGUCCUUCGUCUUCCACCCGGACAAAAACGCCGGCAGCGACGAUGCCACCACGCGCUUCUCGGAGAUCAGCGAGGCGUACACGGUCCUGGGGAACAAGGCGCUACGCAGGAAGUACGACCGGGGGCUGCUGAGCCUGUCCGACCUGACCGCCACGGUCAGGCCGUCCGGCAGGGACCCCGCCGGGGGCUCCGGGAGGCAGCAAGCCGAGAGCAAGAGGUCCGUGGUGGGUACGGACCUCCGAGAAGGCGUGUUUGACUUCGACCAGUUUUUCAAGUCUCACUACAGCGAGCAGCUGCAGAGGGACAAAGACAUGCGCCUGCGGAGGGAGGAGAACCUGAAGAAGCAGAAGGAAAAUGUGGGCGACCAGGAGAUGGGGAGAAUGUCGGAGAUUGGAGUCGGGGUGCUGAUGCUGUUUGGAAUAGGGAUCUACAUCAGCAUAAAGCGGAAUUGAAGCUGCAGACAUGCUUUUACACCCCCCCCCCCCCCUUCUCUUUACUCACACUACCUACCAAAUUGCCAGAAAACGACCUGGCUAUUUCACAAACAGCAAUAAAACCUCACAUUUACCCUUUACCUUUCUAGUAAAACUAGACUGUAACAUGUAAACAUCUCGUUUUCCCCACUGUGCCAGGAAAUGUUAAGCAGAGGAAAUGUCAGUGGUUGAUUUACAACCGUUUCAUCUUUCAUUUAAUUCAUUUUGGCUUUCAUAAAGUCAAUGGUCCUGCAGAUGUUAUUUUAAGGUUUAGAUUAUAACUGCAGUUUAAUGUAUUGCUAUUUAUGUAUAUUUAUAGCAAUGUAAGGGGAAUGGACCACACAUGGGUAUUCUUAAGGAUGUGCCUUUCACGAUGUUUAUUGUAAAUGUCAAUGGUUAAAUUGUUCAAGACUUUGAAGAAAUUAAAUUAUGAGCAGUGCUGAGCACUUUGUGUGUUCCAGUCUUCUUGAUCAUUAGCUCUUAAGUCAUGUGAAAUCUAUCUGAAUGCACCUAUAUUAGCAGGUUGUGACCAUGUGUGGCAUUUGUUGAUUUUAACCAACACUUAAAAACAGAGAUGCACGGUUCUUUGGUGAGUAGAAGUUGAUCAUCAAGGGAGUCAGAUCCAGCACCUUUUAAUUCUUACAAAGACAAAUGAACCGGCUGCACUGCUUGGGAGGUGUGGGUUGCAUUGCAGUUUCAUCCCAUGUGUAAAACGUGUUUAUUUUUUAACUAUAAUCAAAUAGCUGGGUGAUAACUUUUUGUGGAAAAAAAUGUCAUGAUUUUGUGUGCCGUUCAAAGGUUUUGGUGAGGUUUGAUGAAACAUUUGGGAAAAAACACAAAGGUGUUCAUACAGUAAAUAAGGUGUUGGGUGUGGAGGCCGAAGGCUGGCGCAGCAACACUGCGUCAAGUCCCGUGGUCAUUUCCUGCCUCUUCUUUUUCAAAUAAAGGCCACUAGAGCCCCCCAUCCCCCCACCUCCUAUAAACCUUUGUUGUUUGUGGUACCCUCUAACCAAGACUUCAUGUAGAUACACUACAUUCCUCUGCAUUUUUUAAAAU
This is a messenger RNA of Cololabis saira (Pacific saury), 2089 nucleotides long. Its product is annotated as dnaJ homolog subfamily C member 30, mitochondrial-like. NCBI's taxonomy places the organism in Eukaryota, Metazoa, Chordata, Actinopteri, Beloniformes, Belonidae. The coding region runs from base 11 to 1012 and encodes 333 amino acids. The transcript has 2 exons. The record is from RefSeq and is a predicted model, not a curated record.